AAAAGUGCAUUUCUAAAUGGCUUACUUGAAGAAGAAGUCUACGUUGAACAACCACCCGGUUUCGAGGUAAAAGGUGAUAUUAAUAAGGUCUACAGAUUAAAGAAGGAGUUAUAUGGGUUAAAACAAGCACCGAGAGCUUGGUAUGACACCCUAUCAACGUUCCUAAUUAAAUGUGGUUUCACAAAAGGCCGUGUUGAUAAAACCUUAUUUAGAAUUCAAGAAACUGAUCACAUUUUAUUGGUACAAAUUUAUGUCGAUGAUAUUAUCUUUGGUAGUACUAAUAAAACUUUAUGUGAGAAAUUUUCCAAGCUAAUGCAGAAUAAGUUCGAGAUGAGCAAGAUGGGAGAGUUGAAUUACUUUCUUGGCUUACAAGUAAAGCAACUCAACGAAGGAAUAUUCAUCAAUCAGGCCAAAUACAUGAAAGAUCUCAUAAAGAAAUUCGGUCAAGAUGGAAAAUCCUCAAUCAAGAUCCCGAUGAGCACAUCUUUAAGAUUGGAUAAAGAUGAUGAAGGCAAGGACGUUGACGAAACAAAAUAUCGAGGAAUGAUUGGAUCAUUACUAUAUCUCACUGCAAGUCGACCAGAUAUAUCUUAUUCAGUGGGAGUAUGUGCUAGGUUCCAAUCAAAGCCAAAAGAAAGUCAUUUUCUUGCUACAAAGAAAAUCAUCCGAUACCUAAAAGGAACAGUCAAUGUGGGAUUAUGGUAUCCCAAAGAAGGUAAUUUUACACUAACUGGUUUCUCAAAUGCAGAAUUUGCAGGAUGUAAAAUCGAUCGAAAAAGUACCUCAGGGGCAUGCCAGUUCUUAGGGGGAAGAUUGGUAUCAUGGUUUAGCAAGAAGCAAAACUCCAUAGCUACAAGCACAGCCGAAGCUGAAUAUAUAGCUACUGGGAGUUGUUGUGCGCAAAUUCUUUGGAUGAAACAACAACUGAAAGAUUAUGGCGUGAACUGUGAAAAUGUCAACAUAUUGUGUGACAAUACAAGUGCCAUAGCCAUAACACACAAUCCCGUGUUACAUUCAAGAACAAAACACAUUGAUAUCUACAAAAUCUUACCAUUUAAGAGUUGA
Molecule: messenger RNA, 1065 nt
Organism: Ipomoea nil (Japanese morning glory)
Lineage: Eukaryota; Viridiplantae; Streptophyta; Magnoliopsida; Solanales; Convolvulaceae
Exons: 2
Source: RefSeq, a predicted model, not a curated record